This is a messenger RNA of Alosa sapidissima (American shad), 2424 nucleotides long. Its product is annotated as extracellular calcium-sensing receptor. Gene Ontology annotation, biological process: G protein-coupled receptor signaling pathway. Gene Ontology annotation, molecular function: G protein-coupled receptor activity. The transcript is spliced from 6 exons. NCBI's taxonomy places the organism in Eukaryota, Metazoa, Chordata, Actinopteri, Clupeiformes, Clupeidae. Gene Ontology annotation, cellular component: membrane. The coding region runs from base 16 to 2424 and encodes 802 amino acids. The record is from RefSeq and is a predicted model, not a curated record.
CCUUUGCAUUACAAUAUGGAGAUGCCAGACCUCAACUCUACCUACAAACCGCCACCGAUACAAUGUAAUGGGUUUGACCCACGUGCCUUCCGCUGGGCCUUAACCAUGAGGCUGGCUGUGGAGGAGAUCAACAACAGCAAAGAUUUACUACCUAACCACACACUGGGCUAUAAGAUUUUUGACUCCUGUGCAUACCCUUUAACUGGUCAGCGGGCAGCUUUGGCUGUACUAAAUGGACCCAGUGAAGUCAGUAGCCCACUGUGCUCUGGUUCUGGUCCAUUAAUAGCUGUUAUUGGAGAGUCAGGGUCUGCUCAGUCAAUAGUGGUGUCCAGGAUUCUUCAACCUUUUAGGAUACCAAUGAUCAGCUACUUUUCCUCUUGUGCCUGUCUCAGUGACAGAAGGGAGUUCCCCACCUUUUUCAGAGUAAUUCCCAGUGAUGACUACCAGGUUAAAGCCAUCGCCCAGCUCCUGCAGCACUUCAACUGGACGUGGGUAGGUGUGGUGCGAGGGGACCAUGAGUAUGGCCGCUUUGCCCUGCAGGGCCUCCUGAGAGAGCUGAUGGGCACAGGUGUCUGUGUUGCCUACCAGGAGAUGAUUCCUCUGUUGUAUGACCGGCAGAGAGCCCUCAAAAUCAUUAAUGUCAUGCAGACCUCAAGCGCUCGGGUAGUGGUGGUCUUUUCUGCUGAGGGUGAGCUCACCCCUUUCCUGAGAGACUACAUGGAGCAGAAUGUCACAGGGAUCCAGUGGAUUGCCAGUGAGGCGUGGGUGACUUCCUCUGUUUUCACUGGGAGUGAAUACUACCCUUUCCUGGGGGGCACGAUUGGCUUUGGGAUACGAAAAGGCCAAAUCCCAGAUCUCAGAGAUUACCUGAUGACAGUGGACCCAUGGCAUUACCCCUCUAAUGCCCUUGUACAGGAGCUAUGGGAGACUCUCUAUGGCUGUUCUCCCAAUAACACAACUGGAAAAACCCAGUUGCCACCCUGUACAGGGCAUGAGACUCUGCUAGAGCAGCAUUCUGCCUAUAUGAAUACUUCAAGCCCUCGCAUUUCCUACAAUGUGUACAAAGGUGUAUAUGCUAUUGCUCAUUCCAUGCACAACCUCAUGCACUGUAAAUCUGGACAGGGGCCAUUCAAAAAUUCUUCAUGUGCAGACAUCAACAACAUCUAUCCAUGGCAGCUUCAGCACUAUCUUCAAGACGUAUCCUUCACCAUAUCAGGAGAAGAAGUAAACUUUGAUGAAAAGGGGGAUUCAAUUCCAUCAUAUGACCUUAUUAACUGGCAGAGAGGCCAUGAAGGGAACAUUGAAUUCAUUAAUGUCGGACUGUUUGACGGUGCAAAGGAAGCUGGGAGAGAGCUGCUCAUACAGGACAAAAUGAUCAUGUGGACAGGCCAUCAGAGCAAGGUGCUGGUGUCUGUGUGUAGCGACAGCUGCCCUCCAGGAUCCCGGAAGGCUGUCCGUUCUGGGGAGCCUCUGUGCUGCUUUGACUGUGUACCAUGUGACAGUGGCAAGAUUAGCAAUGAGACAGAUUCAAUAGACUGCAUGUCCUGUCCUGAAGACUUUUGGUCAAAUGCUAAGGGAACUCACUGCAUACCCAAGGUUGUUGAAUUUCUUUCCCACGAUGCAAUGGGAGUGACUUUGACAGUGAUAGCAAUUGUAGGUGCCUGUCUCACAAUUUCUGUUCUAGCAGUAUUCCUCUAUUACAGAAACACUCCCAUUGUCCGUGUGAACAACUCAGAACUGAGUUUUUUCAUCCUAUUGUCUCUCACUCUAUGUUUCCUGUGUGCACUGGUGUUUAUCGGAGAACCUACAGACUGGUCCUGCAUGCUGCGCCACACUGCCUUCAGUAUCACAUUCUCCCUAUGCAUCUCAUGCAUCCUGGGCAAGACCUUAGUGGUCCUUGCUGCUUUCACAGCCACUCGGCCUGGAAACAACAUAAUGAAGUGGCUGGGGCCAAAGCAACAGAGGGUCAUCAUCUUCUCCUGUACUCUGGUUCAGGUGAUAAUCUGUGCUGCCUGGCUCAUUGCUGCUCCCCCUUUUCCCUCGAGAAAUACGCAGUACCAGCGCUCCAAAAUUAUUCUGGAGUGUAGCGUGGGCUCUGAUUUGGCUUUCUGGUGUGUUCUGGGGUAUAUUGGACUUCUGGCCUGUCUGUGUUUUGUGCUGGCCUUCUUGGCCCGGAAGCUCCCUGGAAACUUCAAUGAGGCAAAGUUCAUCACAUUUAGCAUGCUGAUCUUCUGUGCUGUUUGGUUAGCCUUUAUUCCAGCCUAUGUUAGCUCGCCUGGAAAGUUCACCGUAGCUGUGGAGAUUUUCGCCAUUUUGGCAUCCAGUUUUGGUCUAUUAUUGUGCUUAUUUGCUCCAAAGUGUUACAUCAUCUUGGUAAAACCAGAGAAGAACACUAAGCAUCACUUAAUGGGGAAAGAAAAGUAA